AUGCCGCACAUGCGCGAGGUCAAGACGUGCGACCGCUGCCGCCACUUCAAGCGCCGAUGCGAUCUCGUCAAGCCCGCGUGCACGCGCUGCGUCCACGCCGGCGUCCGCUGCAGCUUCAACAGCGUCGCCCGCCCCCAGCCCGUGUCCGCCUUUCAUCUCUCCUCCCUGGCUUCUACCCUUCUCCCGCCCCCGAUGCCGCUGCAGCCGCAGUCCGCCUCGACGCAUGCCCCGGUCCUUCCCUCGCUCUCGGCCCGCGUCGCCCCUGAUCUCUCGGCCCUGCCCGUACAUCACCAACACCACCCUCCUCACCUCCUCCACCUCCACCACCAGGCCUCUUCCCCCCCUUUUCCAACGCCCCCCACUGCCAAAGCACCCGCCUUCAACCCCGUCGCCUCGACCGACUCUCCCGCCUCGCCCGGCCACGAGGACCCGGAUCUCGGCGCGACUCCCACCAGCAACGGCAUCCUCAACGGCCUCAUAUCCCCCACCACGUCCACCGAGAGCCCCGAGCCCGGCUCCGCCUCGGCCGGCAUUGUUGUCGACGGGGCACCGCUCCCGCUCCCGCCCACCGACGGCUCGCCCGCCUCGGCCGUCGCCUCGGCCAGUGACCACGCCAAUCCGCGGCCCGGCCCGCACCAGCAGCGCAUCGUCCGCAAGCGCAAGCGCAACUGCCUCAGCUGCCUGCGCUGCCACCGCCUCAAGGUCAAGUGCGACAAGGAGCUGCCAUGCGGGCGCUGCAAGACCAGCGGCAACGGCCGCGAGUGCUACUACAGCUACAACAAGGGGCCCAACGGCGGCAAGUUUCCCUGCCCCACGGCGCCUGUCCCCUCGAGCAGAGACGAGAAGAAGCCCCAGAUGGCCACCUGGCAGGUCCAGCAUCGCGUCCGCGGCUCCAGCCACUGGCGGGAGCUCAUGACCAAGAUCGGAUGCUUGGCCGCCUCCUCCACCGGCGAGUCGUCGCCGCUGGCCGCAGCCCUCGAGGGCGUCGGCACGAACGCGUGCCUCGCCAACUUUUGCCUGCCCGGAAACUUUCCCUUCGGCACCCCCGGCGCCACAAAGUACUACGCGCGCGACGCCGUGACGCGCCUGCUGGCCGCGGAGCGCACCCGCGCCGACGACUAUCUUGAGCGCUACAUCGACCUGCUCGACGUCGUCAACCCCAUCCUCGACCUACCCGUCUUUCGCGAAGAGGUCGAGCGGUACUGGCAAGACCCCAACGCCGUCAGCCUCUGCUGGCUGUCGCAGUUCCUCAUGGUCAUGGGCCUCGGCUGCUUCACCUCGGCCGACGAGCCGCCCGUCGCCACCGAGCUCAUGAUGGCCGCCGAGGCCUGCCUGAUGCAGACGCCCUUCAUGUUCCGCCCCACGCUCAUGACACUGCGCGCGCUAUCGCUCAUGUCGGUGGCCAAGCUAGUCUGCAACGCCACCUGCUGGUCUGUCGAUUCGUGCUGGACCCUGCUAGGCCUGCUGGUCCGCGUCGCCUUCAUCUUUGGCCUGCCGCAGGAGCGCAACGACAACGACGAGGAGCUGCGCGACCCCGUCGAGCGCGAGGCCCGCCGCAAGCUGUGGCUCACCAUCCUCUACCUCGACAUCAAGGUUUCCAUGUGCACGGGAAUGCCACCCCUGACGCGGCCCGACGAGCUGGGCAGCAUGCGCGCGACGCCCGAGUGGAGCGCCCCCAACAGCCUGCAGAUGGUGCUCUUCCAGUCGCUGCCCACCGUCCUCGACGUGCUGGCCCUCAUCAACUCCAAAAAGGACCAGAUCUCGUACCCGGACGUGCUGCGGUACAACGGGCAGCUGCGCGAGCUCAUGGGCCACGCCCAGCGCGUGUGCACGGCCAGCCUGCAGCGCAUCACCGUCGACAUCUUUUUGCGGCGCUGCCUCAUGGUGCUGCACCGGCCCUUUGCGCUGCACCCCGAGGGCCCGACGCUGUUCCCCGAGUCGUAUUGGUCGUCGCUCGAGUGCUCGCUGGCGCUGCUGGUCCACUACCGCGAGCUGUGGUGCAACGAGGAGGGCUUGCGCCUCGACCUCGUCGGCCGGGCCUUUGUGCUCGACUUUUUCUCGGCGACGCUGACGACGUGCGUGCACAUGCUGCGCGAGGACGCGCCCCUGAGCGGCGCGGCAGCCACGGGGUGCCGGAUCCCGCCGAGGCAGCUCAUCCUCGACACGCUGAGCAUCUGCGUCGACAUCUGGAGCGGCGAGCAGGAGAAGAGCGUCUGCUGGCGCACGGGGUACCACCUGCUCAAAGCCGUGCUGGCCCUUUUGCCGGGAACCCAGGCCCACAGCAACCGCCAGCAGCAGCAACUUGCGGCUGCGGCGGCUGCAGCGGCAGCGGCAACGGCAGCGCAAUAG
Messenger RNA from Hirsutella rhossiliensis, 2349 nucleotides. Its product is annotated as fungal zn(2)-Cys(6) binuclear cluster domain-containing protein. The coding region runs from base 1 to 2349 and encodes 782 amino acids. Lineage: Eukaryota; Fungi; Ascomycota; Sordariomycetes; Hypocreales; Ophiocordycipitaceae. Gene Ontology annotation, biological process: regulation of DNA-templated transcription; DNA-templated transcription. The transcript is spliced from 2 exons. The record is from RefSeq and is a predicted model, not a curated record. Gene Ontology annotation, molecular function: zinc ion binding; DNA-binding transcription factor activity, RNA polymerase II-specific; DNA binding.